CUGCCUGUUUGUGUGUUUUAUAAACAGAACUAAACAACGUUUGAAUGGCGGUGGCUCCUGCCUCGUUAGCAGAUAAGAUCAUAGUCCUCGAUGAUGACGGUGAAGAAGAAACAAGCCCUCGGCCUCAGCGUUCUGCUGCCGCCUCAUCCUCUGAGCAAAAAACCAAGCAUGUUUCACCGCUCAGACCUCAGACCUCAGCRCCCACCCACAUCACCAAGUCCCCGUUCGCCACCGCCAAGAAGGAGGUUCAUGUCCUCAAGUUAGAGAACGAGAAGUUAUUCAGCGAGUUUGUGGAGCACUGCACUCCUCUCACUAAGGACUGCCCCGAGGUUUUAACCUACCUUCAAGCGAAGCACGCCAAGGCCUCUCCUGAUUUUCUGUCCUCCGUCGAGUUCAGGAACAGUCUGGGACGAUGUCUGACUCGCGCUCAGGCCAACCUCACCAAAACGUUUGUCUACAUCAAUGAUCUCUGCACGGUCCUCCGGCAGCACACUGUCAAAAAGAGGCAGGCCCUCACCAAGGUUGAGCCGCCUGCAGAUAAAUCAGGUACACGUCCAUCUACCUCGGUUUCACUCAAGUUCAAAGACAAAACUAAGGGAAAGACGGAGGAAGAGGAAGAUAAGUCUGCGGUAGAGGAAGAAUCUACCACCUCAGAGGUCCAGGAAAAACCUAAAGAGGAGGAUCCAGAGGCUGAGAGGAAAGCUAAGAGAGCUUUAAGGAAACAGAUUGCAUACCUGGAGAACCUCCUGAAGGUUUACAACGAUGAGAUCUACCGCCUGCAGCAGGCGGAGCUGAGUUUAGACGACAUGGAGACGGAAGACUCGACGUACAUCCAGGAGCACAAACUCAAACGGAAGAUGAUGAAGAUUUAUGAGAAAUUAUGUGAACUAAAAGGCUGCAACACACUAACAGGUCGAGUUAUUGAGCAGAGGAUCAAAUACUCUGGUACCCGCUACCCUGAACUCAACAAGAAGAUCGAGCGUUACAUCAACAGCCCCGAGGCCCACAGGAACCCCCCGGACUACCCGGACAUCCUGCAGCAGGUGCAGCGCGCCAACGAGCGCUACAACCUGGGUCUGAGCCGGAAACAGCUGCACCUGAUCGCUCAGGACGCCUUCAGGGAGACCGGGAGCCACCUGCAGGAGCGGCGCCACCUCGACCUGGUUUACAACUUCGGCUCCCGCCUCACUGACGCCUACAAACCCUCUGAGGACCCGGCUCUGUCUGACCACUCCCUGCUAAAGAGGCUGAGGUCCAACAGAGAGGUGGGCUUGUCUCGUCUGGAGGAGGUCAUCACUAAAUACGCCGUCAGACAAGACGACACGGAGGUGCAGGACCAACUCAAGAGACUGGAGAAAGACGGCAAAGACAAGGAGGGCCAUAAAUCAAAAGAGGAACCCCAGACGAGUCAGGCAAACGGCGUGGCAGAGGAGGAAGAGGAAGACGAGGAUGAGGAUGAUGAGUCAUCAGACCCUGACAUCGAGGAGGAGCUCCAGGCCAGCACUCAGCAGGAUGCAGCAGAUGAAGAGGAGAACGAGGAAGAGGAGAACGAGGAAGAGGAGAACGAGGCGGAGCAGCCAUGUGAGAGCGACAACAAGGAGGAUCAGACUUACAAUCAGACAGGAAGUGCUUCUGCAGAUGCCGAGGAGAAAGACGAGGAGCCCCUCACAACAGGAAGUCCGUCCUCUGAUGAGACCCAGGUCUACCCCAUGUCMAACAACCCGUCCACCGGGGACAGCCCCGCCCAGUCAGAGCCCGCGCAGGCUGACGAGCAGCAGGCGUUAACGAACGGCAGCCCGGUGGUGCCGCAGGAGCCURAGGGCUCCACCAAUCAGCUCUCAGUUGUUCUGCUAAAGGUCAACCAGGUGAUGAAAGACCSUACAGGUGACCCCCCAGCAGCAGAAACCAAUGGGGACUCCUCAGUUUCAGCUGAGCAGAAGACAGUAAGCGUGGGUCAGUGUGAAACUCAGACCACCAACGGGACGUCGCCACCGCCGAGCCCGAGAAGAACCAGGAGCAGGAAGAGGAAGAGAGACGAGAUGAUGUCAGAGGAAGCUAGAAGUGUCAAACAGACCAUCAGCUACGACAGUGAUGCAGAUAUCCCUCUGGACAUGGGCGUCAUCAGCUGCAGCUCUCCUCAGGAGGCAGAACCGGGCCGAGCCAGCACUCCAACUCAGAGCGGGUUCUACAUCUCCCUGAGCACACCGCCGCCCAAGAAGAACAAGGUGAACGUGGCGACUCAGUACGACCCAGAUGAGAUCAUCGUCCUCUCAGACUCAGAAUAACGUUGAAUUUUUAAAAACUUUUCCACUGCACCUCCUGAAGAUGUGCUUCGGAUCAUCUCAGCUGUUUUGUGAGAAGUUUUCCUGCUCGUCUGAACUCUGCAGAAGCUCCGGCUCGUCGAGGCGUUUUGACUCCAUCAGCAGAGGAAACAGGAUGUUCGUAGCUCCAUUUAACACGUUGCCAAACAAAAGCCAAGACUUUUCACAUUUUCAGGACAUCUUUUCUGAACAUUUGUGGGACACAUGUGGGUUUAGUUUGUUUUUAUCUUCAGGUCACAGCAGCAGCCUGAUGCUUCGGGUGUUUGGACUUUCAGUUUCUGAGAAAACGAUCCCCUGCCUAUGGAUUCCUGCAGACACUCGUUUGUUUACAUGAACUGAGAAAAGGGGCUCUGGGUCUGCACCUUUUCUAUUUAUGCUGUUAUUGUUUUUGUUUGUUUCUGAGUGAGUGAACCAUGAGGUGUAAUAUCAACUGCAGCUGUGAUAAUUAGUAAAAAUGGACAAAUGAAAAACAGAUUUUUAAAGUUUUAUAUAAAUGUAGCUGCCAGUUUCCAGAAAACUGCUUUGUUUUUCUCUAGUCAACUUGCAACUUGUUUUUUCUCCUUUUCAAUCAACUUCUUUCGUUUUUCUUUAUGGAUUUCUUUCUCUUUAUAUAAUUAGAUGUCUGAAGUCAGAUGAAAACACAGUGAGUCASGAUUAUUCAGCUUUUUUGUUUCUAGAAAACUAAAGGUAAAUAAAGUUUUGUUUUGGACAAARCCUCUGCCUGUGAACGUAGCCCACACUGCCACUUCUGACUUUAUUCAUUAUAAAAUGUUUUCUUUGAGAAUAUUUACACAGCUAAAAAAUAAAACUACCGGAUGACAGAGCGAUUACCUGAAACUAAAAUUUAUUUUGUAUUUUUAUUUGAAUGCCUUUUAGCAGAAACUAAUCUGCAGAAAUAAACCUUUUUGUUUGUAGUUUGAACUGAAAAUCAGAUUAAAGACAUUUGAUAUAAAUAACUUGAGUUUUAUCUUUACAUUUAGCCACAGAACAAACAAGAUGUUUCUAACACUUUUAAUUAUGACUAAAUUAAUUUUCAUUGAGUUAUAAUAUUAGUUCAUCCUGCUGUCAUAGAUCACUACCACAUAAAUAAUCUCUACAAACUUAAAAAAAAAUUAAUCUUGCUGCAAAAACGUCUUAACCUGUUGAUCAAAUCUGAAAAAAGUAAAAAAGUCAGUUGUAUUUUGACAGAAAACCUGGUUUAUUUUUUAUAUUUGGUGCUGUUUGAUGUGAAUCUGUUACAUUUCUAAAUCUUAAAGGAAAAUCUGACUCGUUUCAUGCAACUAUUCAAUAAUGUUGCUUUUCUCUUUAAAUGUGGAUGAAUGAGGGGCUUCGUUUAAGACUUUGAGCUGUGUGUGUGUGUAAACUGAUGAGUGGUCUGUUUUCAGGUGUUUUCACAUGUUUACCCCUCUAAAUACCCCCUCCCUCCUGAAUGUUAUGUUUGUAAUAUUUUACUUCACAGCUGAGAUAAUUGAGGAUUUCAGACGAUUGUUACUUCAAUCUGUCCUCGUUUCUGCAGAGCAAUCCAUCUUUCACUGUGAUUUUCUUUGUUUUUUCUUUUGAUAUUAGAAUAAAUGAUGAAUUUUGUUAUAAAAA
Austrofundulus limnaeus is the source of this 3914-nucleotide messenger RNA. It is a transcript of the gene daxx, whose product is annotated as death-domain associated protein. The coding region runs from base 45 to 2285 and encodes 746 amino acids. Gene Ontology annotation, biological process: negative regulation of DNA-templated transcription; nucleosome assembly; regulation of apoptotic process. Gene Ontology annotation, molecular function: transcription coactivator activity; transcription corepressor activity; nuclear androgen receptor binding. The record is from RefSeq and is a predicted model, not a curated record. The transcript is spliced from 10 exons. Gene Ontology annotation, cellular component: nucleus; PML body. NCBI's taxonomy places the organism in Eukaryota, Metazoa, Chordata, Actinopteri, Cyprinodontiformes, Rivulidae.